Molecule: messenger RNA, 1328 nt
Organism: Closterium sp. NIES-67
Lineage: Eukaryota; Viridiplantae; Streptophyta; Zygnematophyceae; Desmidiales; Closteriaceae
Source: the annotation of a GenBank genome assembly
UGCAAGAAUUUGUGUGUGAUGUGUUCUGGAGUUUGGGAAUGUGUUUUGUGUUAUUCUGUCUGAGCAGUGGUGUUCUAAAGGUUGGAUGUGUCUUCCGCUAAGGGGAAACUCUGCCGAAAUUUCGUGGACGCCGACACUUGUGAAAAUAUCGAGGGAGCUGAGUGUGGACUGCAAAGGGGGGCUGAAAUUCGUCAUUUCUCAAGGAGAAGAUGAAUGAGAGAGGAGGAGAUGCUAAUGGAAGAGGAGCUGUAGCUGAGAAGACAAGUGCACAAGGUAACGCCUAUCCUGGGAUGUAUCUCAUGGUUGAGGAUGUGCAUGGGCAUGAGGGUGAUGUGGGAUCUGUGGGAAAGGUUGUGAUGCACCCUCUCACGCACUGGGUGAUUGAUUCGGGUUGCACCAGUCACAUGACUCCACGGGCAGAUUUGCUUGAUGAGGUAAAACCCCCUGGGAAGAUCAAGUAUGUGGCAGCAGCAUCAGGUGCUUUGCUCCCUGUCAUUGGUGUUGGGAAUGCCAAGGUUAAGGGAGCUAAUGGGGAGCUUGUGGGGCUUGGGAAUGUUCUGCUGGUUAAAGGCUUGUCUGCUAACCUUCUCUCUGUGCGGCGACUGCAGAAGAGUAAGGCCGAAGUGACCUUUGGACCAACCAGCUGCCGUGCAAAGCUUGGGAAGAAGGUGCUGUGGAGUCUGGAAGAGGAGACCAGCUGCAUCAAGGACCUGUGGCAGCUGCCCAUCAUCCCAUGGAAUGGGAAGACUCCAACAGCAGCAACGACAGCAGCGGCAAAGGCAACAGCAGGAGGAGAUGCAACUGCACCAACUGAUGGGGUCCUGGAAGCAGUCAAGAAAGUGCAGCAGCAGCAGACACAUGGUGAGGUGCUUGCUGGUGUGGAUGCGAGUGCGGCAUGGGCUAAGGCUUCAUCAAGGAGUGGAGAGGCCGAUUGGGAGACAUGGCAUGAGAGGCUGCGUCAUGUGAACUUCCCUAUGCUGCAGAAAGCCCCUUCCCUCUCAGGCAGCCGCUAUUUCUUGACAAUUGUGGAUGACCACACUCGGGCAGUGUGGGUUUACCCUUUGAAGAGCAAGGGGGAGGUGGCAGCGGCUGUCCUUAAGGAGUGGAUGCCGAGAGCUCAGAGGGAAUGUGGACACAAGGUGAAGGUGAUCCGCAGUGACAAUGGUGGGGAGUUCAUUGGAGCUGAUUUUGAGGGGGAGAGGUGGUGCUGUGAGCUGGCGCAGCAAGAAGCAGAAUGAGGUGGGAUUGUCCUCAUGUGAGACUGAGUACAUGGCCUUACACCAUGGGGCCAAGGAAGUAGUAUGGCUGAGGCGUUUGUUGGAGGAGUU